This is a messenger RNA of Botrytis sinoallii, 270 nucleotides long. RefSeq lists its product as uncharacterized. The transcript has 4 exons. The coding region runs from base 1 to 270 and encodes 89 amino acids. Lineage: Eukaryota; Fungi; Ascomycota; Leotiomycetes; Helotiales; Sclerotiniaceae. The record is from RefSeq and is a predicted model, not a curated record.
AUGAUUAGUAUCGUCAGCCAAGCGGCAAUCAUGCCUUUCAAACAAAAGGGAAACGUACUGCGUUCGACUAUAGAAACUUCACCGUUGGUGAUUGCAAAUGCUGACAAUUAUGCUUGGUUCACCAGGUUCGCGAAUGAGGUUUGCUGGUCUAAUCAGUGCGGUCAUGGUUUUGCUACCCCGAGAGACAAUAUCUUUGCCCCGCCGGGAGCAGGUAAUGUUUCUGGUAAAAAGAGGGAUGGCCCUGCCGAGGGCGAUCGCUUGGGUCAUUAG